AUGCCCAGACACUCAGAACUCUCUCCAAUCACGAGAACAAAGAUCUGCGCCCUGCGCAACCACGCCAAUUUCUCGUACAACAAAAUCGCCAAAACUUUUCCAGACAUUCCUCGCACCACGAUUAUCCGCACCUGCCAGCAAGAGGCAGUCCGUGGUAAAGACAAUAAAAGCCUUCCUCGCACGGGCAGACCCAAGAUCCUGACUCCGGGAGACCAUGACUUGAUCCGCGCUUAUAUGCGUCAAAGGCCUAAUUGCCGAUACGAGGAGCUUGUGGAUCUGGUUGGUAAGAAGAUCAGCUGUUGUACAAUGUCCAAGAUGGUUUUGCUUGAAUACAUGCACGACGUUACUUUCGUCUGCUGCACCAUUCUGAGGAAGAAAGGGAUCGAGGUCAUUCUCGUGUUAAGACUUGUGAUGAAUGAAAUGAAUGAUGAGUUUGGCGUCGGCAUAAGAGGGCCCAUCGUUUCGGAUUCCUGA
This is a messenger RNA of Penicillium diatomitis, 474 nucleotides long. RefSeq lists its product as uncharacterized. The record is from RefSeq and is a predicted model, not a curated record. The transcript has 2 exons. Lineage: Eukaryota; Fungi; Ascomycota; Eurotiomycetes; Eurotiales; Aspergillaceae. Bases 1 to 474 code for a protein of 157 amino acids.